AUGAAGUCUACCCCUAACUACCAAAAAUGUCCGAAACACGCCGAAAAACAUUGUCAACUCUACUGUGAGAAUUGUAACAUUCCUGUUUGUUCUACCUGCGUCUCCUCGGGUAAGCACAAAGGUCACGACAUAUCAGAUGUUCUGGAAAAAAUCCGCUCUAAAACACAUGAUUUGCAAAAUGAUCUGCAAGAACUAGAGACCAGAAUUUAUCCCCGAUAUCAAGAAUUGACUUUUGAUGUCGAAAAUGAAAAAGUGAAAUUUAAAACCAAUUACUGGAGACUGGCAACAACUGUUGAUGAGCAAGGAGAAGUCUUGCACCGAGAGAUCACCGCCAUUGUCAACCAACGGAAAUCCGACAUUGCGGAGAUGGAAAACAAACACCUGGCCGCUCUAAAUAAAAAUACAGAUGAAAUUACAAACAGAAUUGCAGAACUCAGACAGAUCAUUGAGGACUUGAGGAAAAUGCUUAACUCUAAUGAUGUUUCCUUGAUAUCCACCUACAAUUCUAAAAAUUCCAAGUUCAGGAACCUGGAUAUAUGUGUGGCUGACACUGAAGCUAAAGCAGUAGUGGUGGUCAAUCAGUCAGGAAAACUCCGAUUUAGAUCCACUGGUCAUCCCUCGAAUACCGAGGAAUCAUUUGCGCCAGUCGGCAUCACUACAGACAACCAGAGUCAAAUCCUGACAUCAGACCCUUACAAUAACCGUAUUCACAUCCUAGAUCAGGACGGACAACUCCUUCGUUACAUUCACAACUGUGGUUUAAACACUCCAUGA
This is a messenger RNA of Ostrea edulis (European flat oyster), 774 nucleotides long. RefSeq names its product FNIP repeat-containing protein cigB-like. Gene Ontology annotation, molecular function: zinc ion binding. NCBI's taxonomy places the organism in Eukaryota, Metazoa, Mollusca, Bivalvia, Ostreida, Ostreidae. Bases 1 to 774 code for a protein of 257 amino acids. The record is from RefSeq and is a predicted model, not a curated record. The transcript has 2 exons.